This is a messenger RNA of Micropterus dolomieu (smallmouth bass), 1216 nucleotides long. It is a transcript of the gene skic8, whose product is annotated as WD repeat domain 61. Gene Ontology annotation, cellular component: Cdc73/Paf1 complex. Lineage: Eukaryota; Metazoa; Chordata; Actinopteri; Centrarchiformes; Centrarchidae. The record is from RefSeq and is a predicted model, not a curated record. Gene Ontology annotation, molecular function: protein binding. The coding region runs from base 205 to 1128 and encodes 307 amino acids. The transcript is spliced from 11 exons.
GCGCGCUUCAUACCUUAUUCGCCAACCUGUUAUUAAAGAAACGAAGAAGACGUAGAGCGGAAGCUACGCCAAAUGUUGUCAUGGCGGCUCACAUGUAAAUCGCCGAGCUUCAGAAAUUGAAUAAAACAUCUUUUUUAAGGAGAUUUGAAGGUUCAAGUAAUCUUAACUGGCCCUCUGACUCCUAGGACAAAAAAAACCAAAAACAUGAGCACUCAAUACAGCAUUCUUUUCAAGCAAGAACACGCACACGAUGAUGCUAUCUGGACAGCGGCGUGGGGUAAAAGUGAGGCUGAUGGGACGGAAACUAUUAUCACUGGCUCACUAGAUGAUAUGGUGAAAGUCUGGAAAUGGUCAGAUGAGAAGCUGGAGCUGCAGUGGACUCUGGAGGGCCACCAGCUGGGUGUGGUGUCAGUAGACAUCAGUCACAACGGAGCCAUCGCCGCCUCUAGUUCCCUCGACGCUCACAUCCGUCUCUGGGACUUAGAGUCCGGAAAACAGAUCAAGUCCAUGGACGCCGGACCAGUUGAUGCAUGGUCAGUUGCCUUCUCCCCAGACUCUAAAUACAUUGCCACAGGUAGCCAUCUAGGCAAGGUCAACAUCUUUGGUGUGGAAAGUGGCAAGAAGGAAUAUUCUCUGGACACUCGAGGAAAAUUCAUCCUGAGUAUAGCUUACAGCCCUGAUGGAAAAUAUUUGGCCAGCGGAGCUAUCGAUGGAAUCAUCAAUAUCUUUGACAUAGCCACUGGAAAGCUACUCCACACACUGGAAGGUCACGCCAUGCCCAUCAGAUCCCUCACUUUCUCCCCCGACUCCCAGCUUCUGGUCACAGCCUCUGACGACGGCUACAUCAAAAUAUAUGACGUGCAACAUGUGACAGCCAACCUGGCUGGCACACUGAGUGGACAUGGAUCCUGGGUUCUUAAUGUCGCCUUCUCCCCAGAUAACACCCACUUUGUCUCAAGCUCGUCUGACAAGAGUGUGAAGGUUUGGGACGCCAGCUCCAGAGCAUGCAUCAACACCUUCUUCGACCACCAAGACCAGGUGUGGAGUGUAAAAUACAACAGCACCGGCUCAAAAAUCAUCUCGGCUGGAGACGACCGCGCCAUCCACAUCUACGACUGUCCCAUGUGAUGGUCGAAAGGAGGACAGGAUCCUCCAGAGCUGUUUACUCAAAUCAUGCAGGUUGUUAAUUGGGGAGGGAGGGAAGGGUCAAACUGUA